UAGGAGGAAUAGGUCAGUGGCUAUCAAGCAAGAUGAGGAGAAUAACAACUAGAAAUAAGUUAGCAGUAAUUAAAACUUGCUUGUACUUGAUUGAUUUGUUUUAUUGGAUCACUGGAGUUGUGCUGAUGUGCAUAGGGAUUUCUGCCCAAACAAAACUCCGUGACACUUUUGUGGUGAUCAACGAAGCUUCCUCUGGUGUUCCUGUGAUCAUCACCUUCGUUGGAGUCAUCGUUGUGUCCAUCUCUAGUUUUGGUGCAAUUGCUCUUAUGAAGUCCAAUCAUGCAAUGAUCAAAGUGGUAAACUGCAUGCUGCUAAUUAUCAUCUUGAUUGAAAUUGUAGUUGGCAUCUCUGCCUAUGCUUACAGAGAAAAGUUGCACCGUAACCUACUGGGAAGUGUCCUGAAGACCCUUGACGAAUAUGACAGAGAAUCCCAAAUAACCCGAGGUGUGGAUGACCUACAGAGGAAUUUUCAGUGCUGUGGUGCCCAGAACUACACUGACUGGCUCAACACUACGUAUGGAUAUCUCAAUUCUGCUGUUCCAAGUAGCUGCUGCAAGGCUGUAACGAGAAACUGUGGAAGGAAUCUAAGCAAAGACGCUUCUAACAUUAAUCAACAGGGAUGUGUUGAAAAGCUGAAGAAAUGGACUGAAGACCAUAUUGUAUUUAUUGGAGCUGUUGGCAUAAGUAUUGGAUUUGCACAGAUACUUGGGGUCUUCCUUUGCUAUGUGCUGCUGAGAGUGCUUAAAGAAGACUACGCGAACUUGUGAGCCAUCAAAAGGCGCAUGAAACAAUGUGUGGAUUUUUAUGGGUUUUCCUGGUCUGUUUUGAUGCUACUUUUAAGAAGACCGAUGUUGCUUGAAGGUGUUUAAACAAUGAACUGACUGACUUCCCACACGAAGCUGUAGAUGCUUCUCGGCUACAGUGCCAGCUUCUUUAUGAGUGAGCAAAAGUGUGGGCUUCUUAUAAAGCCUUUAUUGCCGCCUUUUAGGAUGGAAGGUGGAUGGAGCUGGAGGGGACCCAUGUCGUAAUGCCAGAACUGGUAAUGGAUGUGAUUCCAAGUUGAGGAAUAUUCUAACUUUUGCCACUCAUUUAAGUUCUUCUAACGCUUGCGUCCGAGAUUCUAAUUUAUCAAACAAAGCAGUAGCUCAAACUAGA
Gavialis gangeticus (Gharial) is the source of this 1155-nucleotide messenger RNA. Its product is annotated as tetraspanin-7-like. The record is from RefSeq and is a predicted model, not a curated record. The coding region runs from base 33 to 767 and encodes 244 amino acids. The transcript is spliced from 7 exons. NCBI's taxonomy places the organism in Eukaryota, Metazoa, Chordata, Crocodylia, Gavialidae. Gene Ontology annotation, cellular component: membrane.